Acytostelium subglobosum LB1 is the source of this 1608-nucleotide messenger RNA. RefSeq lists its product as hypothetical. Gene Ontology annotation, biological process: protein polyubiquitination. The record is from RefSeq and is a predicted model, not a curated record. Gene Ontology annotation, molecular function: ubiquitin protein ligase activity. The annotation marks the transcript as partial. NCBI's taxonomy places the organism in Eukaryota, Evosea, Eumycetozoa, Acytosteliales, Acytosteliaceae. The transcript has 7 exons.
AGAUACUUUACUCAAUUGACUAGAGGAUGUAAUGAGACAAUAGAUAAACAUUCGAUAUAUUGUUGCCAUAAUCCACAAUGUACAAAGAUAUUGGAUCCUAAUGUGGCUGCGGUAAAGUCUAUUGAAUACGCCAAUAAGCAUAAGGACCAGUAUCUGUGUAUGUAUAUGAUGAUACUGCAGCAACGAGACGACAUUAUCAAAACAUUGUCGGAUUCAGCGAUCAGCCUAAGCAAGACAGUGAAGAACAACCCACAGACAAACUCGAUGGAGAUAUUGAAGCCAUAUGUAUUCCUGUUGCAGAAUCCACUCGUCUAUGACCUAGACAACUCCAAGAUACUGGAGUACUUCUGCGUCGGUCUCACCAACCUGGACACACCACUGAUGAAUACACUUGGUCUUUGGUUAUUGACAUUCUCCAAAGAGCAACUCAUCCAGCUACUCACCAACUUUGAACAGUUCAUCUCUGUACGUUUGGUAACGGCUGAGAACAUCAAACUAGUAUCGGAUAUUCCUAUCAUUGGUGCGUGUGCAUUCCUCGAGUUACUGUGUAAGGAAUACUUGGUGUUCCAAGUUCGUCGAGAACACAUCAUCAAUGAUGCAUUAAAUAAUACACGACAGAUACAAAGGAAUAAGACAUCAGAGGAAAUGAAGAAGGAGUUGAAGAUACAGUUUAAAGGAGAGGAUGGUAUUGAUCAGGGUGGCGUGCAGAAGGAGUUCUUCCAGAUCGUCGUACGCAAGAUCUUUGAUACAGAGUUUGGCAUGUUCAUCUACAACGAUAAGCUGAGGACCUGGUGGUUCAAUCCAAACUCUCUUGACAAGUUGGAGUUUGAGUUGAUUGGAAUCAUACUUGGACUGGCGUUGUAUAAUAACAUUAUCCUGGACGUACACUUCCCUCUCGUUGUAUAUAAGAAGUUGCUGGGCAUACCAGUGUCGCUGGAAGAUGUCGAAUCAAUUGAACCGGAAAUAUAUCAAAGCCUAAUCACACUUAGAGACACGACAGACGACGUCUCUGAAUGGAUGACCUACUUCUCCGUCACCUCUGACAGCUUUGGCGAGACAAAGACCAUUGAGCUCAAGCCAGGUGGUGAUGAAAUACUCGUCACCAACUCAAACCGACAAGAGUACCUCAAACUAUACACAAAGUAUUUGUUGGAUUCUUCAAUCUCUAAACAAUGGGACGAGUUCUAUAAGGGCUUCAAGUUGGUGUGCGACUCUCCACUGCUACAGUUGCUCAGAUCAGAGGAGCUGGAGGACUUGAUAUGUGGCGUGGAGGACUUGGACUUUAAGGAGCUGGAGAAGAUCACCAUGUACGACGGUGGCUACACGCACACUGACCAGACGAUCGUCUACUUCUGGGAGACGGUGCACGCAUUCUCCAACGAUAUGAAGAGAAAGUUCCUGUCGUUCUCCACGGGCUGUGACCGCGUGCCCUAUGGAGGACUGUCCAAGAUCCAGUUCUCCAUCCACAAACAGAUCGACAGCGACCGUCUGCCCUCAGCACACACCUGCUUCAACGCCCUCAUUCUCCCAUGCUAUCCAACCAAAGAGAAGCUUGAAGAGCGUCUCUCCAAAGCGCUCAACAACUCUGAAGGCUUUGGUCUGAAGUGA